CCUUCGUACCGACGUCUGCGAUUCCUCGUACUACACACUGACUGCCCACUCCACUGACGACCAAGCUGCGACUCGCCAUGGACGGCAACACAAACCCCUCCUCCGCCGAGAAACCAGCCGCUCCAGCGAAUCCUCUCGGCGGCAUCACGAAGUACGCGCAGGCCCCGACGGACAGCUCAACGGUGCCAGGGUUGGCUGAAGGAGUCAAGAGACCUGCCAAUCUCGCAGCGACAGCGCCCGGAUCCUCGUUCGGUGUCCCUCCGAGUCCCACCAGUACGCCGAUUCAGAGGCCGGAGCAAUUUUCACCAGCUGUAGUAGGUCAUGCUGCAUCUUCACCCUUCUCGUCGUCGUUCGCACGGACCCUUCCUGCGCAAGUUCCUUCUCUUCCACCUCUUCUCACACAAGCACCUCUGCCUGCCUUCUCGUCCCUACUUUCUCCAUAUCCGAGGACGCUUGCUCAUCCUCUGCCCCCAUUCUCGUCUCUACCUUCUCCACAUCCGACUACGCUCGCGCAUCCACUUCCUCAACGCCUGAUGCAAGAGGCCCCUCUUCCUGGACUUCAACCGCUGUUACCGCUUCCAGCACCCACACUUGGGAGACGGAUGCGUGGAGAGCGUAGACACGACGCGAUGGGUGUGCCCCAGCGUCAUGAGGACCAGAAGAGAGCCCAAAGGGACCAAGAGGAGCAACGCCGCCAGCUGAAACUCGCAAAACGACACGCAGAGGACGCCGGCUUUCACGCUUCCAUCCCCACAAGGCGUGCAUACGUCCCACGCCGAGACCCGCAACAAGUUGCUAAGAGCAUGACCGCGCCCGCCAAUCGCGCACACAGAGCCCGAAUGAGUGCGUUCCACAAAGCCAUCAUGCGCGGAAAUGGCGGAAGUACCCGCAGUUUCGCCGGCAACGUGAUCAAGGAGCACGGUAGGGCUUCCGUCGCAACAUCCAUCACUUACGAGCAGGCUUUGCCGUCACAGAGGACCCACAAUGCCUUCUGGACCGACGGCUCCGUCCACCAACCGUCCGGCUCGACUGAAUGUUUCCUAGGCGCCGCGGUGGCGCGUCGUGGCCCAACAAGCGGAACCUUCGUCGUGACCGACUGCCCGCUGGGCUGCAACGUGGGCAGCUCAGGCGACGCCGAGGCCUAUGCAAUCGCCACCGCGCUGGGUUUGGCCGUCGCCGACGCAAAUGCGGGAAAUAUGGCGCCCGUCGUCAUCUUCAGCGACUCCCUGGCCUGCCUCCAAGGCCUUGAAAGCGGAAAAGCGAGCGAUCUAGGCCCCUUGAUAUCGACGCGGUGGGCCUUCGAGGACAUCUACGACUAUGCCGACCAGCUGGACGCAAUGGGCGUCCCCCUCACGCUUCGCUGGGUUAAUUCCCAUUCAGGAUCAAAAGGGAACGAUGCGGCAGACCUCGGGGCAAACCGUGCGGCUAGAAUGGCAGCAGCAGCACUAAAAGCGGAGGUGGACCUGGUCCGCCACCUGCCGCUGGCGUUGAAAGAUGCGACGGAAGAGUGGGAGGCCGAGUACUGGUUCCGGGCAAAGAAGCUCAGCAAUGCGUUGAUCGCCAACACGCAUGCUGCCGACGAGGACUGGGACGCAAAGGUCGGUUAUGGGGGUUACGGGGGUUAUAGGGGUGAGAGGAGGGAUAGCGGCCACGCGGUGUUCAGGGGAUAUAACACCGAGGACUAUAACACCAGCGGUAAGCAUUGCGUCGCAAAUGCUAGUGUUUCUCGCAAUGCUAACAUGAACGAGAAUCCGAGGAGGGGGAGGUAUCGGACUGAGAGAGAGGAGAGCGUGGAGUCUGGUGGUAACGAGUUUAGAUUUCGUGACGAGAAUGGACGGCCUUGUGAUGAGUUUCGGCGGCACGAGUGCAUGAAAGUGGAGAGACUUAGCCCAAAAGUGGAGAGAGUUGGCUCGGAAGAGGGUGAGAUCGUGGAGUAA
Molecule: messenger RNA, 1937 nt
Organism: Mytilinidion resinicola
Lineage: Eukaryota; Fungi; Ascomycota; Dothideomycetes; Mytilinidiales; Mytilinidiaceae
Exons: 1
Coding region: 78-1937 (619 amino acids)
Molecular function (GO): RNA-DNA hybrid ribonuclease activity; nucleic acid binding
Source: RefSeq, a predicted model, not a curated record